Chinchilla lanigera (long-tailed chinchilla) is the source of this 3296-nucleotide messenger RNA. RefSeq names its product Kruppel-like factor 11 (gene Klf11). Gene Ontology annotation, biological process: regulation of transcription by RNA polymerase II. Lineage: Eukaryota; Metazoa; Chordata; Mammalia; Rodentia; Chinchillidae. The record is from RefSeq and is a predicted model, not a curated record. Gene Ontology annotation, molecular function: RNA polymerase II cis-regulatory region sequence-specific DNA binding; DNA-binding transcription factor activity, RNA polymerase II-specific.
GUGGACAUCAUGGACAUCUGUGAGUCCAUCCUGGAGAGGAAGUGGCACGACAGCGAGAGGUCUGCAUGUAGCAUCUUGGAGCAGACGGACAUGGAGGCCGUUGAGGCUCUUGUGUGCAUGAGUUCCUGGGGUCAGAGAGCCCAGAAAGGCGACCUGCUGAAGAUAAGACCCCUCACGCCUGUCUCUGACUCCGGCGACAUGGCUGUCACUGUGCUUGUGGACACAGCGCCCGAGCUACCAAAGGACUUUCAUUCUAUCUCAGCGCUGUGCAUGACACCUCCUCAGAGCCCGGACCUCAUGGAGCCGCUGCCAGGGGCGCCGGGCCCUCCCCAGGCAACCCGUCCCAAAGCACGCUCUGAGCCGGCCCCCGCCUCAGCAGCCACGGCCCUGAGCAAGAGAGCAGAGCGAGAAUCGCCAGGACACAAGCCCGAGCUGCUGGCGCCCGGUCGCCCCUGCAGGGCCGUGGUGACCAGUGUGAUUAGACACACGGGGGAGCGUCCUGUUGGCACCGGCUCCCCCGCUGCACAGCCCGGAGGAGGAGGACAGCCGGCUAGGGCCGUGAUCGGGGUGGGAGAGGCGUGGUUUCCGGGCCUGUCUGAAGCCCUGCAGGAUGUGCACCUCCAGGACAGCUUCCUCCGCACCAGCUCCACUUCCUGCCAGCCUUGCUCGAACAAGCCUGGUGGCCCUCUCCCCGCAGACACAGGCCAGCAGCUGGGGUGGCCCGCCCUGGAGGCCUGCUCACCGAAGAGUCCCAACAGUGGCCCGCCAAGGAAGAGCAGCCCCCAGCCAGGCCCUUUGGUCUCCAUGCCUGUUUCCAGCCCCCCUGUCCUCUGCCAGAUGAUCCCUGUGCCCGGGCAGGCUGGGGUGUUGCCGGCUUUCCUCAGGCCUCCUGUGCCGAUGCCCUCGGGGCCUGGCAAGCCUAUCCUGCCCCAAGCCUCACCUGCACCCGCACCCCAGCCCGUGUUUGUGGGCCCACCCGUGCCCGUCCCAGUCCCCGUGCCUGUGCCGCAGGGAGCCGUGAUGCUGGUCCUGCCCCCAGCUGCCAGCUGCCCGCCCAACGUCGUGGCUGUGGGCGGCACCAAGCUGCUGCCCCUUGCCCCCGCGCCCAUGUUCUUCGCCUCCAGCCAAAGCUGUGCCCCUCAGGCCGACUUCUCUCGGAGGAGAAACUACAUGUGCGACUUCCCGGGCUGCCGCAAGACCUACUUCAAGAGCUCCCACCUCAAGGCUCACCUGCGCACGCACACUGGGGAGAAGCCUUUCAGCUGCAGCUGGGCCGGCUGUGAGAAGAAGUUCGCCCGCUCGGAUGAACUGUCGCGCCACCGGCGCACGCACACAGGGGAGAAGAAGUUCGCCUGCCCCGUGUGCGAGCGGCGCUUCAUGCGCAGCGACCACCUGACCAAGCAUGCGCGGCGCCAUAUGAGCACCAAGAGGGUCCCAGGCUGGCAGGCGGAGGUGGGCAAGCUGAACGGGGGCGCAGUGGCCGAGGGCCCGGCCAGCCCCGAGGUGCCCCCACCCGCCUCACCCUGACUACCUGCUCCGAAGGGUCCCGGUCCUGUGUGGUCCCGUCUGGUCCCAUGAGCCCGGUCCCAGCCGCCGCCCCUUCCAAGGCCCAUGCCACUGCGGGCGGGUCAGGCCGGCACGAGCCAGUUCUGACAAGAGUUGUUCACUUCUUUUCUGUUUGGGACCCUGUUCCGCAUCCUUUGCAGUUUCACAGUUUCUUUCUGUUUAAGGAAAUGGGGAAGAUUGAUAAUCUGAAUCACCAGCAUUCACACACCAUUUUGGCAGUAAAGUUUACACAAUCUGGAUUUUUACAACCUUUUUAUUCAUGUUUUGUAGAGAUAAGACAGGGUACUAAUUUUAUACUGUUUUUUAUAAAAAUAUUUAUAUUGUUGGUGCUCAUAUCACCAGUUUCUAGAUAGAUCAUAUCCAGCCUUCUUUUUCGUGUUUAAUAACAGAGUUUUAUGCUGACCCUGCUUUUAGUCAGUGUGGGACAUAAAUCAGAAAAGAAUCCCGAGUUCGCAGCCAGGCCUUCCUGUGCCCAGCGUUUGGAGUGGGAACUGGGUGGCGGAGGGCCUCUUGGAGAGCAGGGAAGGCCGGGUCCUGCCGCCCUGGAGGUGGGGCCCCCGGAGUGCUGGGGUGCUGAUGUCUGGCUGAGGAAGAGCAGUUUGUGCCCCAGGUGCCGCACUCAGCCCACCGCCUGGUUGCGUGUCCGCUGCCUCUUGAUGUGGCCCCACCCGAUCUCUAGCAGGGCAGCUGCGCAGAAAGCAGGCACCCUGUGGUGGGACAGGCUGGCAGAGCUCAGCUCUCGGGAAGCCGGGAGCUCCGGUUCCGGUUCCGGUUCCCACAGGGAUCCCUUCACUGGGUGUGAAGACUGUAGGGAGCUUGUAGGCUGCUGCCACCGCUGCCGCUGCUGCUGGGCUCUAUCAGGAGUGGAAGAGUGAGAAUGCUGCCCUGCUUCAGUGCUGCAGCAGGGUGUGUUAUGUGCACUACGCAGGAUGUGUUAUGUGUUUAGCUGUUGGCUUUGCCUUCCGGUGAGCGCAGGGGAACUGCUGGCUGAUGGACUAAAGGUGGGAGUCGCCUUCAGGUCUGUGCAGUCUGCAGUGGUCCUUGCCGAGUCAUUCAGUGUUACCCGAUGCCCACUGAGUUGCACCAUCCUAUCAGCUGCUUUUCACCCCGUGUGCGUGCGUGCGUGCGUGUGUGCUUGCGUGCCGUUGCAGGUUCCCGCACCCUGGACAGUUUCGUAGUUAUGUGUUCCUAGAGCUUUGGGAAAACCGUACUGUGCAGAGCGCCUGUAUCCCCACUGCCAGUCCCCUCCCCUCACCCGAGGCUGGUGUGGCCACUGGCUGCUGUGUGUUGCCUUGGCUGGGAUCUGUGGCAGGGGACAGCGGCUGUGCCGGCUCCACUCUCCUCACGGUCCUUUCUCAGUGAAUGGGCCGGAAAUCGUUUUGAGUUUCAGCUCCCACUCCCUGAUUGACGGAGGGCGCUUGCUGUACGCAGCCUGUUUGCCUGUUGAGAGGUCGCAGGUUGGAAAACAGCUCCCAUCUGGCAACUGGGAGCGGACUCAGGCCUGCUGCCGCCUGCUGCCGCGCCUGCCCUUGGGCCCAUGCACUUUACCCCCCAGCGGGUUUGCUUGGUCUUUUUUGACUUUGAGCCUUUAAAGUAGUCUUAGUGAUAAAAUUUAAAAUGUUUCAUAAUUAUGUUUUAUGUAACAGAUUACAGCUUAUUAUUUAAACGAAUAUGUGUAAUGUAACUUUUUUCUUUAAAUGAUAUAAAAUUUUCUUGAUUUGCAAACUGGA